This is a messenger RNA of Crotalus tigris (Tiger rattlesnake), 4835 nucleotides long. It is a transcript of the gene MAP3K21, whose product is annotated as mitogen-activated protein kinase kinase kinase 21. The record is from RefSeq and is a predicted model, not a curated record. NCBI's taxonomy places the organism in Eukaryota, Metazoa, Chordata, Lepidosauria, Squamata, Viperidae. Gene Ontology annotation, molecular function: JUN kinase kinase kinase activity; ATP binding; protein binding. The transcript is spliced from 10 exons. Gene Ontology annotation, biological process: protein phosphorylation. The coding region runs from base 1548 to 4622 and encodes 1024 amino acids.
GACCAUUGGCUUUAAAAAAAGGUUGCUAAAAGUCAAUUUCAAGAAUUUCAGCCAGCAUGGUCAGUGGUGAAAAUGCUGGGUACUGCAGUUCAUCAGCAUCUGGAGCACGGAGACCCCAAACUUUGAGAGCUAGUGGACACAGAUAGGAAUAUAUUCAAAAUGCAGGUCAAGGAUCCUGGCAAAUGUCAGUGGGGAAACGGUACCUGUAAGUACCUGCUGGAUAUUCCAGAUGCGGAUCUAAACACUUUUCCAUUUGCUACAACUUUUGCAGAUAUUUGGGGAGAAUGUAAUAAGAAUUACAGAACUAAUAAUCAUCGUUCAAAGAGUGCCUAGUGGCUGAUAACAAACAAAACCCGGCAUUGGGUCAAGGCUUAAAACAUAGCUUGUUCCCACGGCUAUCCCAAGCACACCCCGCCGUCUCAUUCAUCGCAGCCUGCCCUUCCCCGGUUCCAUUUGAUAAGAGCGCGCGCGGCUAAGAGCGCGCAACAAGUUGCAACAGCGUUGCCACCGCCCCUUCCGCCUUGCUGCGUCUCUGCUUCUGCCGACGACCCUUCCUUUCCCGAGGGCGCCCGGGAGUUUGCUGCUUGGCACCGGCGCCAUCCGUGACAGGGCAACCCCCAGGACCACAGCCAGACACGCACCUGCACGACUUCACUCUUUGACCCGCACCCAGAGCCUGGCCUCGACGUCACGUGCUCUCGGCCGUCCAAUCCAGGCCAGCCACUAGUUGUUCGGGAGCUGCUCUGGGCGGCAGAAAAGUUUGCUGAGAAGACCCGGGAGAAGCGCUCGAUCGGCCGUGGCGGCGGAGGCGGUGGCGUUACCUUUAGCCGCUGAGGCCGUCUCGGAUCGCCCGCGGUCUCCGUUUCCCCGCGAGCGCUUUACCUGUUUACCUGUUGCUUCUCCCAUCGCCCGUCUCCUCGUUCCUUGCGUGGCUCCCUUCCCUCACCUGGGCCCCCUGGGACUGCAUCCCUUUGCGAUCGCCGCUUCUCUUGGGGUUUCCUCCUGCUUCUUCCCCGCUUCCCUCAUUUCAUUUUCCCAUUCUAUCUCCGCCUUAAUUCUGCUUGCUUCUUUUCUUGUUCUCUCGGGCCCUCGGAUUUUUUUUCCCUAGCUCUCUAAAUCACUCCACACAAACUUUCUUUGCCUCGAUCCCAUUUAUCCCGAACACACUUUUCACUUCCUGCUUUGCCACGGGUCCUUUCCCUGAACCCUUCUAUGCAUCUGGGUUGUGUUUUCUUUCUCUGACUCCUUCACUCUUUCCCUCAUUGUCACCUUAUGUUUAUCCUGCCUCUCAUCGCUUUCAUAACUCAGUUUCUUGUCUUUGACCUUUCUGCACUCCAAAUGUCUGAUCCAAAUACUGUGAUUUCUACUCCUCACUCAACUCAUGCGCCAAUCCCCGGUGUCUCUUUUCUUUUUGCUUUGUUUCACUCCUUUCCUAGCACUUUUUAUGCCUGCCUAAAAUAGGGAAGAGGUGGCUUCAACAACGACUUCAUUAAUUGUUCUCAAAUGCCAAGGCAGAAGCUGAUGUGGUUAGUACCUGUAUCUUGACCAUGGCUUUGGUGAGCUCUGAGGGAACAGCUGAAGGGAGCUUGGGGACCAGUAGCAACUCUUGCCCACUGUGGACUGUGUUGUAUGACUAUGAAGCCACUGGAGAAGAUGAGCUGAGUUUGCGUCGAGGGGAAAUGGUGGAAGUUUUGUCUAAAGAUGCAGCCGUGUCCGGAGAUGAUGGGUGGUGGGCAGGUAAAAUCCAUCAUCGUCUUGGCAUCUUCCCUGCAAACUAUGUGACCUACCAACUAGGGUGUUACCAACACCCCCAGUUAGGAUUGUUGGAGAAGACUGGGCAUCAAACCCAAAACCUGGCCGUGGGUGAUGGGCACCCUGCAGAUAAUGAAGACCAUAUGGGUUCUCUAGCAGAGAUUGACUUCCAGCAUCUGGAACUGCAAGAGAUUAUUGGAGUUGGAGGUUUUGGUAAAGUUUAUAAAGCUAUAUGGAAUGGCCAAGAAGUUGCAGUGAAAGCGGCCCGGCAGGAUCCAGAUGAGGACAUCAUGGCCACAGCAGAGAAUGUGAGGCAGGAGGCAAAAUUGUUUUCCAUGUUGAAACAUCCAAAUAUCAUCGAACUUCAUGGUGUAAGUUUGCAGGAGCCCAACCUCUGCCUAGUUAUGGAAUUUGCCAGGGGAGGACCCCUCAAUAGAGCUUUGUCAGGUACUUUCCCCACCGCUAGUGGGAACCACUGGGGCCGUCGCAUUCCUCCUCAUAUAUUAGUCAACUGGGCAGUACAAAUUGCUCGAGGGAUGCUUUAUUUACACGAAGAAGCCAUCGUCCCCAUCCUUCACAGAGAUCUCAAGUCAAGUAACAUACUGUUGCUUGAGAGGAUAGAAAAUGAUGACAUCCACAACAAAACUCUGAAAAUCACAGAUUUUGGCUUGGCAAGAGAGUGGCACCGAACAACCAAAAUGAGUACUGCAGGAACCUAUGCAUGGAUGGCUCCUGAGGUCAUUAAAUCAUCCAUGUUUUCUAAAGGAAGUGACCUUUGGAGUUAUGGCGUAUUGCUGUGGGAACUGCUUACAGGAGAGGUUCCUUACCGUGGCAUUGAUGGUCUUGCUGUGGCUUACGGCGUUGCUGUCAAUAAGCUUACUUUGCCCAUUCCAUCCACCUGUCCUGAACCAUUUGCUAAACUAAUGAAAGAGUGCUGGGCACAGGAUCCCCAUAUUCGUCCAUCAUUUACUAUGAUUCUUGAGCAGCUGACUGCCAUUGAGGGGGCUGUACAGACUGAGAUGCCUCAAGAAUCUUUCCAUUCUAUGCAAGAUGACUGGAAACUAGAAAUCCAGCAGAUAUUCGAUGAAGUGAGAACCAAGGAAAAAGAGCUGAGGUCAAGGGAAGAAGAAUUAACAAGAGCUGCUCUUCAUCAGAAAUCCCAAGAAGAGUUGCUGAAACGACGAGAGCAGCAGCUAGCAGAACGGGAGAUUGACGUACUGGAACGUGAAUUGAAUAUAUUGAUAUUCCAGUUAAAUCAAGAGAAGCCUAACGUUAAGAAGAGAAAGGGGAAAUUUAAAAAAAGUCGAUUAAAACUUAAAGAUGGGAACAGAAUUAGUCUGCCUUCAGAUUUUCAGCAUAAAAUCACAGUGCAAGCUUCCCCAAAUAUAGAUAAGCGCAGAAGUUUAAACAGUAAUAGUUCUAGUCCACCAAGUAGUCCUCCAAUAAUUCCUCGCCUUCGAGCUAUACAAUUAACCUCAGAUGAGAGCAACCGAACAUGGGGGAAAAGCACAGCUUACCACCAGGAAGAAUUUGAAGAUGUGAAAAGAAACUUUAAAAAGAAAGGUUGCACUUGGGGACCAAACUCAGUUCAAACAAAAGAGCGUGCAGACUGCAAAGAGAGAAUAAGACCUCUCUCCGAUGGUGGUAGUCCUUGGUCAGCACUUUUGAUGAAGAACCAUAAAGAUGUCCCAUUAGCUUCUUUGUUCAUGGACCAAGAGCAGAAGCUUUCCCCCGAAGGCCUUGAACCUAAGCGACCAAAGCAGUUAAAAUUGCCAAAUCAGGCUUAUAUUGAUCUACCUCUUUGGAAGGAUGACCAAGAACUACCUUCUGCAGAACAAGACAGCUUUGAAGGAAAUUCUGCAAAUUCUGCAAAUAGCACUCCACAAGUGACCCCAACAAACAGUACCAGCAGAAUGUUACAGAAAAAGAAAACUGACACUGUGUUCUAUGGUUGUGCUGUCCUUCUAGCCUCUAUAGCUCUUGGCUUAGAUAUUAGGGAGCCAAACAGAUUGCAAAGUGGGGAUGAAAUGUUGCCUAAGGAGGAAAAGAAGAAACGUGACAGCCUAUUUCAGCGAGCAUUGAAGUUUCGCAGAAGCGCAAGCCCUGUGAGAUUGCAGCCUAAGAGAGAGGAGGCGUGUAUCCCUUCAUCGUCUCCACAUGCAAGCACUGUGAACCUCCUGUCCAUAUCUUCCAUUUCUACUAAAUGCCUCCUUCAGUCUGACAACGAGGAUGCCACUAUGAGCACAGCGCCUGGCAAUGGAGAUGAUGCUCCCAUUGAAUGUUUCUUGCCUGGAAGUCAGGCAGGCAAACAAGAACAACUAGCCAAAGUUGAUUGCACUGUCAAUCCUGAUUUGCCAUCUCCCAGUCUUCCUUUGAAAGAAGAACCUCAAUCUGCGUCCAGUGCCAUGUCUUCAAAAAUCAAAGUGUGGGGUCAUAGGCGGACCAUGUCAGAUGGAAAUGCGCGUGAUUCCAUAACUAAUGGAAUUUCAAAUGAAACUCUUGAAAAUCUGCAUGCAUCUGCUGUGCCACAAACAAACUUUCAAAAUGACCUUUCACCAGGGAAGCAAGAAAUUGUCAAUAUUGUUCCAAGACCUCGACCUUCUUCUUUAAGAAGCAGAUUGGAUCCCUGGCUGGCUAUUUCUCAAAGUACAAAGCCAAACCCUUUUGAAAUGGGUAAUUUAGCAGUGGACAAAAAUUCAAAGGCUAAGUCACUGACAGAUACCAAGGAGAGAACUAAAUUCCACAUGCCCUCUUUAUUGGAUAUGGAUGUUGAAGGUCAGAAUAGUGACUGUACUGUACCUUUGUGUAGGAUGAAGAGUAAAUCAGGCCGGCCAUCAAUAUAUGAACUGGAGAGAGAAUUCUUGUCUUAAGUGCGUUGGAAUUUUUAGCCUGUUUUAAGAAUAAACUUUAUGCUGCUCUUUUCUAAAUGUUGUGAUCAGUAGAGUUUGAUAUUAUGCUAGAUAGAUGAAAUAUUACAGGCAAUGAUCAAUCUGUAAGCCCAUAUGUAGUUUAAUUGAUUCUACCAUCACUAUCCUGAAUGAAUAGACAUAUGUGGAUGUCAAUAAAGUUUUUCACAAUUUUGA